Lolium perenne is the source of this 849-nucleotide messenger RNA. The record is from RefSeq and is a predicted model, not a curated record. Lineage: Eukaryota; Viridiplantae; Streptophyta; Magnoliopsida; Poales; Poaceae.
AUGCGUUUGAACAUCAUUUAUGCUGGUGUUACUGACAUUGAUUCAUUUUCUAAUACUGUACUUUUGUUUGCCUGCGAAGAUACGGAUUACAGGAACCCAGGUACACGCACAGGAACACACGCAGGCACCGCAGCCAGCGGCAGCACCGACAUCACCGGAGAAGAGGAGGUCGAACCACCAUCUUACCCAAAGCAGAGAGCACCUACUCGCAUGAAGAAGGCCGCAGGAUCCAUCCGCCACGCAGUGACGGAAUCUGAAUCGAUGAACAGGCACGGCCAGCGCCCCCACAAGCCUGCUCCUCCACCUCCCGACGACCACCAACGUCGACGACGCCGGCACAGACCACCGGCAGCAGAAGCUCAUGUACAAGUGCGGCACGCCGCACCACCCCCAGACCCUCCGCCGCAAGAACGGAGCCCUCCUUGCCGCGACGAAGAGAGGGACAGGGGACAAAAGCUCCAGACGCAGGCCGCCGUCUUCGCAGCACCGACCAUGCCCCGAGCACCAGAACACGCCGGAUCGACAGAUCCGCGCAAACACACCGGCUGCAGCUCGCCGACUUCGCCGAAGACGACGCCGGGAAGGGGAUCGAGCUCCAGCACCAAAACUCCAGGAAGGCACCACCAUCCCCCACUCGCCGGCGCCCUCGGAGAAGCUACUCCUACUAUCUACACGCCGAGAACGCAGAACCAGGGUUCCCCCACUCUCCCGCCGCCGGAGCGGCAGGCGGAGAGGAGGGGAACCACCGGCCUGGCCGGCGGCGGAGCGAGGAACUUUGGGUCGCCUCCUUAUCGCCUGGGAGAGGAUAAGGACGAGAUGUUUUUGUUUUCUUGCAAUAAUUUAUCCUGA